This is a messenger RNA of Prunus mume (Japanese apricot), 2326 nucleotides long. NCBI's taxonomy places the organism in Eukaryota, Viridiplantae, Streptophyta, Magnoliopsida, Rosales, Rosaceae. The record is from RefSeq and is a predicted model, not a curated record.
AUGGUGGAGAUCUUUUGUGGUAUCUGCGAAGGGAGAUGCCUAAGGUCCUUUCAUGCAACUAAAAGGCAUCGUAAGGAUACUAGGUGUGAAUCUCUUGGCUUUACCCAGGAUGAAGUAGAUGUGAUGCCAAUUUUCUUCUGCAAGAACUGUGAAUAUAAACAGCAUCAGUGCUUUGCUUGCGGGAAGCUAGGAUCCUCUGAUAAAUCUUCAGUUGCUCAGGUCUUCCGCUGUGUUUCUGCAACCUGUGGUCAAUUUUACCAUCCACACUGUAUUGCACAACUCAUUUAUCAAGACAACAGAGUUACUGCUGAAGAGCUUGAGAAAAAAAUUUCUAUGGGGCAAUCUUUUACAUGUCCAAUUCAUAAAUGCUGCGUUUGUAAACAAGGAGAGAAUAAGAAAGAUCCCGAGUUGCGGUUUGCUGUAUGUAGGCGUUGUCCGAAAUCCUACCACAGGAAAUGCCUACCAAGUGAGAUUGUAAUUGAAAAAAUUGAGAAAACAGAGGAAGACGAAGAAGAGGACGAGGAAGAAGAGGAAGACGAAGAAGUGGAAGACGAAGAAGUGGAAGAUGAAGAAGAUGAAGACAUAGAGGGUGAAGAUGUAAUAACAAGGGGUUGGGAUGGUCUAUUGCCUAACCGUGUACUAAUAUAUUGCCUGAAACAUGAGAUAGUUAAAAGAAUUAAAACUCCAAUAAGGGACCACUUAAAAUUCCCUGAUGUUAAAGAAAAGAAGACUGGUCUUGUAGAGAAAAAGAGAAAGUGGGCAGCAGAGUCCUUUUUAGAUAGAGAGAAAUCUGUUACAAAGAAGAGAAACCUUGCAUCUGAAGAAUUCUAUAGGGGUAAAACUGCUCAUACAAUAUCUAAACAGAAGCUGAAGUCACCUUGUGCUGUAAAAGUGGGCGGCAGCAGAACUACUGAAAAAGUACCUUCUGGGUUGGAUAUAUCAAGAAGGGUGAAAGUAAAUAGUUCUUUGAAAAAGGAAAUUAAGACUUCCGUGGCUGAGGAGAGGAAGUCCUCAUUCAGUGAUAUUCUAUUUGCCCAUGUGAAGGGGUCUGAGCAAGUGAAGUCAGGGAAGCAGGGUAAACCUGAUGGUGAGCGUAACUCAGCAGUAGUUAAUCUUGCCCCUAAAAGGUUGAGCAGCGCACCACCUUCUUUAGAUGCAGCUACAAAGAGAAGAGUAUUGGCUCUAAUGAAAGAUGCUGUGUCUUCAAUAACUUUGGAAGAGGUUAAAAGAAAGCAUAAAGUUCCUUCGACUCAUGCAUUGUCGUCCAGAAAUGCUGUGGAGAGGAACAUUACACUUGGAAAGGUGGAAGGCUCAAUUGAGGCUGUUCGAAUGGCGUUACGGAAACUAGAGGAAGGAUGCAGUACUGAAGAUUUAGAGGCUGUGUGUGCACCUGCAAUGAUUAACCAGAUUUAUAAGUGGAAGAACAAGCUGAGAGUCUAUCUUGCACCAUUUUUGCAUGGAAUGCGCUACACCUCCUUUGGUCGCCAUUUUACAAAGGUGGAAAAAUUAGAAGAGAUUGCUGAUAGGCUCCAUUGGUACGUAAAGAAUGGAGAUACGAUUGUGGACUUCUGUUGUGGUGCUAAUGAUUUCAGCAUCAUAAUGAAGAAAAAGCUUGAAGAGACGGGGAAGAAGUGCUUUUACAAAAACUAUGACAUCAUUCAACCAAAGAACGAUUUCAAUUUUGAGAAGAGAGAUUGGAUGACUGUUCAACCAGAGGAGUUACGGACAGGGUCACGAUUGAUCAUGGGGUUGAACCCUCCUUUCGGAGUUAAAGCAACUUUGGCUAACAAGUUUAUCGACAAGGCUCUCGAGUUCAAGCCAAGGAUUCUUAUUCUAAUUGUUCCACCAGAUACUCAAAGGUUAAACGAAAAGAAUUCGCAUUAUAAUCUAAUUUGGGAGGAUGAGCAGUUUCUGUCAGGAAAGUCAUUCUAUCUCCCUGGAUCUGUUGAUCAGAAUGACAAACAAAUGGAGCAGUGGAAUGUGAGGCCACCUCCACUCUAUCUUUGGAGCCGUCCUGAUUGGUCUGCUGAGAACAAGGCUAUAGCAUGGGCACAUCUCUGCAUCACCACCAGUGUUACAUGAAAACAUUGCCAAAUCAACAACUCUGCACCACUUCCCCAGCUCUAGGCAUUUUCAUCACAACAUUCCCAAAUUCACAAACAAUUUCUAAGCGUUUCAGCUAGGUUCUGUUUCCCAGCCAAUGGCUCAUGAAGGUUGUGCAAAUCUUUUUCAUUGGUCAACUGUUGAGUCAUGUAAGGAUCAAGUGGCCUUAUUCCAAUUACAAAAUUAAGAAAUUGAAUUUGCAUUUUUGUUUUGGAAAAUAAAU